Messenger RNA from Lasiosphaeria miniovina, 1809 nucleotides. RefSeq names its product Catenin-beta-like protein. Gene Ontology annotation, cellular component: spliceosomal complex. The record is from RefSeq and is a predicted model, not a curated record. Lineage: Eukaryota; Fungi; Ascomycota; Sordariomycetes; Sordariales; Lasiosphaeriaceae. Bases 1 to 1809 code for a protein of 602 amino acids. The transcript is spliced from 3 exons.
AUGUCCGGCAUUGACGAGAUAUUCAAGCAAUCCGGGCUCCCCAGCAAGCGGAAACUCGAGCGCGCCAGCGACCCCACACAAGUCUUCAAGUCGGUGAAGCGAUCCGCAAACGGCCACAGCCGGCACGCGCGCGUCGAGGAGGAACCACAACAAGACAGCGACGACGUCGAAGCCGGGCCAGCACCUCCCCCGCCUGACGAUGGCGGCGAGGACGACGAUGGCGGCGACUACGGCCCUGCAGCGCCGCCAGGCGACGAAGAAGAGAACGGCGACGACGACGAAGGGCGGUUCUUCGGCGGCGGCAUCACGGCACAAGAGAGGGAAGUGCUCGACUACAUAGACGACGCGGACAGCAAGCUGCCCUCCGCGCCCGAGAAGAUGGACGCGGCGUGGCUCAGGAAGACAGCACUCGCGUUCGAAAAACGCAUCUUGCGCAACGCGGAGCUGCGGGCGCGGCACGAGGAUGAGCCGGUGCGGUUCAUGGAGUCGGAGGCGGACCUGGACGGCGCGGUGCGCGCGCUGUCGAUCCUCGGCGAGCACCCGGAGCUGUACCCCGAGUUCGCGCGGCUGGGCAGCGCCGCGAGCCUGGUCGGCCUGCUGGCGCACGACAACACGGACGUGGCCAUCACCGUGGCCGAGAUCGUCAGCGAGCUGACGGGCGACGACGUGGCGGCCGCCGAGGCGCAGUGGGACGCGCUGGUCGACGCGCUGCUGGAGGCGGAUCUGCUAGGCCUGCUAGUCAGCAACUUUGCGCGGCUCAACGAGUCGCAGGACGCCGACCGCGAGGGCGUCUACCACGCGCUGGGGGUGCUGGAGAACCUGUGCUCGCGGCCCGACACGGCCGAUAAGAUCGGGCGCGACGAGGCGCUGCUGCGGUGGCUGCUGGGGCGCGCGCAAAAGGCCGAGCGGCCCGUGACGCAGAACAAGCAGUACGCGGCCGAGAUCCUGGCCAUCAUGGUGCAGUCGUCAGCAACAAACCGGCAGCGGCUAGUGGACCUCGACGCCGUCGACGCGCUGCUGCAGCUGGUGGCGGCGUACCGCAAGCGCGACCCCGAGAAGGGCGGCGACGAGGAGGAGUACAUGGAGAACCUGUUCGGGGCGCUGACGUGCCUUGCGGACGAGCCGGUGGGCAAGGAGAAGCUGGUCGACGCCGAGGGCGUAGAGCUCUGCCUGAUCAUGCUCAAGGAGGGUAAGAAGAGCAAGCCGGCGGCGCUGCGCCUGCUGGACCACGCGGCGAUGGGGCUCAGCGGCACGGGGGUCUGCGUCAAGAUUGUCGAGGCCGGCGGGCUCAAGCCGACGUUUACGCUGUUCAUGAAGACCAAGGACGGCAAGACGACGGAGCACCUGCUGGGCAUCUUUGCGUCGAUGCUGCGGCUGCUGCCCGUGGACUCGGCCGAGCGCAUCCGCCUGCUGGCCAAGUUCGUCGAGAAGGACUACGAAAAGAUAGACAAGCUGCUCAAGCUGCGAAGGGGCUACGGGGGUCGCGUGGCUGCCGUGGACGCGCAGAUCAAAGUGGACCAGCAAAGCAUGGGCAGCGAGGAGAAGGCGGUGAUGGAAGACGAGUGGUUCUCGCACCGGCUGGACGCGGGGCUCUUCUGUCUCCAGACUAUCGACGUGAUUCUUGCCUGGCUCAUCGCUGAGGACUCGGGCGCCAGGAAGAAAAUCGAAGCUCUGCUUGCCGACCGCGAUGAGUCGGUGGCGGUCAUCAGGACGACCAUUCAAGAGCAGAUCGACGGUAUGGACGUUGAUUCUGAUGAAAGUUCGGACCUGCGCGAGAUGUUGAGAACACUGGCCCAGUUCUUGCAGUAG